Molecule: messenger RNA, 665 nt
Organism: Chrysemys picta bellii (western painted turtle)
Lineage: Eukaryota; Metazoa; Chordata; Testudines; Emydidae
Source: RefSeq, a predicted model, not a curated record
UUUGUGCCCCACAGCCCCGCGGCCGCUGUGCUGCAGGCCGACCGGGAGAAGCUGCGGGAGAUGCAGAAGCAGCAGCCGCGCUUCACGGAGGAGCAGAAGAAGGAGCUGGCCGAGGUGCACCCUUGGGUGAAGAAGGGGCUGCUGCCCAAGGCCAUCAAUGUCACGGCCUGCGUGGACUGCGGCAGUAACCCGGCCUCCCACCUGGCGCCCCUCUACGACACGGAGCCGCACGCCAUGGAGCUGAGCGCCACGCUGGAGCCCAUGGAGGAGGGCAGCAGUGCCCCCCCCUGCCCAGACAUGGCCAUGGAGGAGGAGGAGGCGGGGCAGCCGGCCCGGCCCGAGGCGGGCACCGAGAACGCUGGCUGAGGCCCCGGCCCGCCUCCUCGCACACUCCCAGGCAGCGCCGGCUGCCCCUCGGAGCCGGCCACCGCACGGGAUGGACCAGAAGUGCCAGCCCAGCCCUGGCCCCGGGACUCAGCCAGGCCGAGUGCAGAGCCGAGCCGGGCCGUGCUCCGGACCCUACCCUGCCCGCAGGCGCCCCCGGAGGCCGGGGCUGGCCCUGCGCAGGGCGAAGUAUUUAUUUUUGGAACGUGUUUUUUGUACGAAAAGGCGGGACAAUAAACCGCAGCCACGGCUGUCCCCCGUGGGCGGCGACGUCCCAGCAA